AUGCCUUCUGUUACCUACACAGUUCUAUCCAAGAAGCAAAAUAUGUUUGAUAACCGUGACCUCAUUAAUGUCAACUGCCUGCCAGCCCUUAGUUUGUUUGCUUUUAAAAUUCCUUUUCUGUUUUCUUUAUUGGCAAGACUAAGAUGGAGUUACUACACGGAACACUACAUCCAGCUGAAGGAAGGGAAGGGGAAAAGCCAGAACAAGGAACCAGAGAGAUCACCUCCUCCUUUAGGUCCAGUGGCUGUUGAUCCUAAAGGCUGUGUCACCAUAGCCAUUCACGCGAAACCUGGCUCCAAGCAGAAUGCAGUAACAGAUCUGACAACUGAAGCUGUAAAUGUCGCUAUCGCAGCUCCUCCAACAGAAGGAGAGGCUAACGCUGAGCUCUGCCGAUACCUGUCCAAGGUCCUAGAAGUCAGGAAGAGUGAUGUGGUUUUGGACAAGGGUGGUAAAUCUCGUGAAAAGGUGGUAAAGCUUUUGGCUUCUACAACUCCAGAAGAAGUCUUGGAUAAAUUAAAAAAGGAAGCUGAAAAAAAAUAAAGCCAGAAAUGAAAAAUACAUCCUCAAGAAAAUUUUUUAUCGUUGUUAUAUAGGAUCAUGUAUUUAAAUACACAGAACCCCCUGGUGGUGGUCGGGGAAUAUCAAUGUCUGUAUUUUAAUAAGAAUAAGACUCAAAAAAAGCAGACAUUUAAAAAGUAUGCUACAUUGAAUAAGGCUCUAAGAUCCCUGAGCCCAAACAGCCUGGAACAUGUUAUUCUGAAUCCACAGCAUUACAAAAUAACAGAGCUGGAAAGGACAUUCAAGAUGCUCUGAUUCAACCUCUCUCAUUCUGUGAUGGUGCUUCUGGUAUCAAGAUGUUGGGAGAAUUAUUCAAGAUCGCACUGUGUAGGAUGGCAACCAGAACCCAGAUCCCUUGCCUCUUAGUUUAAUGUCAUUUAUCCUGAUUGUAAAUUAAAUGACAGUAUUUCCACAA
Molecule: messenger RNA, 973 nt
Organism: Tupaia belangeri chinensis (Chinese tree shrew)
Lineage: Eukaryota; Metazoa; Chordata; Mammalia; Scandentia; Tupaiidae
Gene: CUNH15orf40
Product: chromosome unknown C15orf40 homolog
Exons: 5
Coding region: 1-540 (179 amino acids)
Cellular component (GO): cytoplasm
Source: RefSeq, a predicted model, not a curated record